Molecule: messenger RNA, 1763 nt
Organism: Helianthus annuus (common sunflower)
Lineage: Eukaryota; Viridiplantae; Streptophyta; Magnoliopsida; Asterales; Asteraceae
Product: gamma aminobutyrate transaminase 3, chloroplastic
Exons: 19
Coding region: 118-1599 (493 amino acids)
Biological process (GO): biotin biosynthetic process
Molecular function (GO): pyridoxal phosphate binding; S-adenosyl-L-methionine:8-amino-7-oxononanoate transaminase activity
Source: RefSeq, a predicted model, not a curated record
UAACCUUGGUUGGUUGUAGGCCCUGGAAUCAAAUUAUUUAUUAUUAUUAUUAUUAUUAUUAUUAUUGUCCUCUUGAUUCUCUCUCUCUCACUCACUCACUCUCACUAACAAGAAAACAUGAAUCGUUUCAUUCGAUCAUCAACCUCCUCUAAGGUUCAUACAUGCACAAGAAAUGUGCGAAAUCUUUCCACCGUAAGAUGGCACAGUACCAAUGCCGCCGCUGUUGAUGAUGAUGGAUAUAAGGGGCAUGGUAUGUUGGCGCCUUUCACAGCGGGAUGGCAGACUACUGAUUCAAACCCAUUGGUGAUAGAAAAAUCUGAGGGAUCAUACGUGUAUGACGUAAAUGGGAAGAAGUAUCUCGAUGCUCUUGCAGGCUUGUGGUGCAAUCCUUUAGGUGGGAAUGAGCCUCGUCUAAUUGCUGCGGCAACCAAGCAACUAAAUACUUUACCUUUCUACCAUUCGUUCUGGAACCGUACUACAAAACCUUCUUUGGAUCUUGCAAGAGAACUUCUGGGAAUGUUCACAUCAAACGAAAUGGCUAAAGUCUUUUUCACAAACAGCGGGUCCGAUGCAAAUGAUACUCAGGUGAAGCUGGUUUGGUACUACAACAAUGCGCUCGGAAGGCCAAAUAAGAAGAAAAUCAUCGCUCGGACAAAAUCGUACCAUGGAUCCACUCUCAUAUCAGCUAGCCUUUCAGGACUCCCGGCAUUACAUCAACAUUUUGAUCUGCCAACUCCGUUUGUAUUGCAUACAGAUUGCCCCCAUUAUUGGCGAUAUCAUCUUCCAGGUGAGACCGAAGAGGAGUUUUCAACUAGAUUGGCUACCAAUUUGGAGAACCUUAUUCUCAAAGAAGGACCAGAGACGAUUGCUGCUUUUAUUGCUGAACCAGUUAUGGGAGCAGGAGGUGUGAUACUUCCUCCUAAAACAUACUUCGAGAAGAUUCAAGCUGUUGUUAAAAAAUAUGACAUUUUAUUCAUCGCUGACGAGGUAAUUUGCGGCUUCGGAAGGCUUGGAACCAUGUUCGGUUGUGAUAAAUACGACAUUAAACCUGAUCUUGUCACCAUUGCUAAGGCGCUUUCUUCAGCAUAUAUGCCGAUUGGUGCUGUUCUCGUGAGCCCCAAGGUUGCAGAUGUCAUAUAUUCUCAAAGCAAUAAACUCGGUACAUUUUCUCAUGGAUUCACGUACUCCGGGCACCCUGUAGCUUGUGCUGUUGCACUGGAAACUCUCAAGAUUUACCAAGAGCGAAAUAUUCUCGAUCAAGUAAACCGUAUCUCCCCAAUGUUUCAAGACGGUAUAAAAGCCUUUUCCUCAAGUCCCAUAAUUGGAGAGAUUCGUGGAACUGGAUUGAUUUUGGGGACAGAAUUUACGGAUAACAAGUCACCACACGAAUUGUUCCCGCCUGAAUGGAAAAUAGGUGCAUACUUUGGAGCACAGUGUGAGAAACAUGGGAUGUUGGUGCGUGUUGCUGGUGAUAGUAUAAUGAUGUCUCCGCCUUUCAUCAUGACAUCUAAUGAAGUUGACGAGUUGAUAAGUAAAUAUGGGAAGGCACUGAAGGACACUGAAAGAAAGGUGGAAGAACUCAAACAUCAGCUGAAGUAGCCUUUUGCAACACUUGAGGACAAAAUGUGUCAAGAAAGAUGUUAAACUUGAAACUAUCAAAUAAAAAAUGUUUUUUUUGCACAAAGUUGAAAAUGUGUGGAGAUCAUUUUGGAAAUAUUAUGUUGCGUGUUUUUUAUAAGGCUUUCUGGCUAUUAAACAAAUUA